Molecule: messenger RNA, 3040 nt
Organism: Monopterus albus (swamp eel)
Lineage: Eukaryota; Metazoa; Chordata; Actinopteri; Synbranchiformes; Synbranchidae
Gene: aldh4a1
Product: aldehyde dehydrogenase 4 family, member A1
Exons: 15
Coding region: 349-2019 (556 amino acids)
Molecular function (GO): L-glutamate gamma-semialdehyde dehydrogenase (NAD+) activity
Source: RefSeq, a predicted model, not a curated record
CGCUCCAUUUCACAGAGGUUGGGGUGGGGGACUUUUCCUCAAAGACAUUUACACUUUUAACAAAUACAGCAGGCAUUGCCUUUUGUUCAGACGUGUCGGAAGUACUAUCUUCUGUUGUUAAACGGGUGUAAAACUGCGACAACGUGUUGGAAGUGAAACACAAUGUGACAUUAAAAAAUAAACCUCACCCCCGCAAACAGUUAGUGGUGGCCGGCGUGGAGUCACCCAGUUGCUGCUGUGUCCAUCAGCUCUGCUAUAAUCGAUAUCUGAUCGGCUAUUUGCCUGUGUUGGACGGUUCAUCGACUCCGUGUCUCUCGUGUCUCCGUGUGGCCAGCCUGCACUGGGACCAUGCUCCGUGUGAGGUCCGCGGUGUGUCGCUCCUGGAGGGGGUUUAGGAGCUUCCCCUGUGCAGCUGUGGCGGUGAAAAAUGAGCCAAUCCUGGAGUUCAGAGAGGGGAGUGCAGAACGGAAAGAGCUGCUGAAGGCCUUGGACAGUCUGAAGGGGAAGACGGAGGAGAUUCCAUGUGUGGUCGGAGACGAACAUGUGUGGACCAGUGACAUCAGAUAUCAGUUAUCUCCGUUCAACCACUCACACAAGGUGGCACAGUUCUGCUAUGCUGACAAGGAGCUGAUCAACAAAGCCAUCCUGGCGUCUGUAGCAGCGAGGAUGGAGUGGGACCUAAAGCCGGUCCAGGACAGAGCCCAGAUCUUCUGUAAGGCAGCUGACAUCAUCAGUGGACCCAAGAGAGCCGAGCUCCUUGCCAAGACCAUGAUCGGACAGGGUAAGACGGUGGUCCAGGCAGAGAUCGAUGCUGCUGCAGAGCUGAUCGACUUCUUCAGAUUUAAUAGCAAGCACGCGGUCGAGCUACAGGAACAACAGCCAUUAGACGCUGGGGGAAGCACCAACACCAUGUUGUACCGUGGCCUGGAGGGCUUUGUAGCAGCUGUAGCUCCUUUCAACUUCACUGCCAUUGGUGGAAACCUGGCAAGUACCCCGGCUCUGAUGGGUAAUGUAGUCCUGUGGAAGCCCAGUGACAUGGCCAUUUCUGCGAGCUACGCUGUCUACACAGUGCUGAGGGAGUGUGGUCUACCCCCACACAUCAUCCAGUUCCUGCCAGCCAACGGCCCGGUGUUCGGAGACACCAUCACCUCCUCCGAGCACCUGGCAGGCAUCAACUUCACCGGCAGUGUUCCGACGUUUAAGCGUCUUUGGAAGCAGGUGGCCCAGAACCUGGACACCUACAGGACCUUCCCUCGACUGGCUGGAGAGUGCGGUGGGAAGAACUUCCACUUUGUCCACAAGUCUGCGGACGUUCAGAGCGUGGUGGCCGGGACGAUUCGCUCAGCAUUCGAGUAUGGAGGUCAGAAGUGUUCAGCCUGCUCCAGGAUGUACGUGCCCAACAGCCUAUGGCCACAGAUCAGGAAGGAGAUGCUGGACAUCCAUCGGAGCAUCACAGUGGGAAACCCGGUGGAAGACUUCAGCACCUUUUUCUCAGCGGUCAUUGAUGAUAAGUCAUUUGGGCGGAUAAAGAGGUGGCUGGAUCAUGCCAAGUCCUCCCCUAAUCUGAAGGUCAUUGCUGGUGGGAACUGUGACGACCGGAAGGGUUAUUUUGUGGAGCCCACCAUCGUGGAGACCAGAGACCCACGGGACCCCAUCAUGACCGAGGAAAUCUUCGGGCCUGUUCUGACAGUGUACGUUUAUCCUGAGGACAACUACAAGGAGGUUCUGCACCUGAUAGAUGGCACAUCUCCGUACGCUCUGACAGGAGCCGUGUUCGCUCAGGACAAGAGCAUUAUUGAUGAAGCAGCCAAGGCCCUGAGGAACGCUGCAGGAAACUAUUACAUCAACGACAAAUCCACCGGCGCCGUCGUCGCUCAGCAGCCAUUUGGUGGUGCCAGAGCUUCAGGUACUAAUGACAAACCUGGAGGGCCGCACUACAUCCUGAGGUGGACGUCCCCGCAGGUGGUGAAGCAGACCCAAGUCCCCCUCAGAGAGUGGAAGUAUCCCUACAUGGGCUGAGUGGGAGUCUAGGCCUGGUCCAGAUGGAGCCCUCCUUCCAGCAGCUGAGUGACACCCAGAGAUAUCUGACCAGACCUUUGCACUGAACCUGGACAUAAAUGAGAGUGGUGAGAAUGUCUUACUCCUUCGUGGGCUGCAGACACUAGGCACCACAGCACCGUGGUUCACACAGAUUCAGCUUCUGCUUAGUUCGUUAGUACGUCAAUCACAAACCGCCCCAAAGAACAGCAAGGCUUUGUUUUUAAUUAGCAUCAGAUUAGUGCGAACAAUGAUUCAGUUAAACUGAUUCUUACAAUUAUUAAGUUCAGUGAGAAAACACCGAACUUCAUAAAUGUGAUCAUUUUAGGGUUUUCUUUGUCGUCUGUGAGAGAGAAGUGAAUAUUUGUCACCUUUCCGAUGUUAUGAAGGCCAAACGAUCAGGAGGACACCUGUUGGAUGAACUGAAAAUGAAAAUAACUGUGGUUUCUGUCAUAAACCAAACUAUUAUUUGGGGUCAGUAUCAAACAUGGGAGGUAUGUUACACUGAUUUUAUUUGUCCAUUGCACUUGUAGUCUUUGUUCAUUGACGUGUGAAACAAACAUGCUAAUAAUGUUUUAGAGCUCUGUGUUAAGAGGUCUUUUCCUCUUUUGUCCUGUCUGUGGACCUCCUUUUUUUCUGUCACCGUAAAAUCAAUUUUUGUGCUUUAACAGCGUCACCAGCUUGUGGCCUCAGAUCUCGGGGUAAUCUGCUUUUCUCCAGGUAGAUUUUGAGAAACAAGCACAAAUGAUUUAGUUCAAGUUGGUUGUGUAACUGAAGCUUAGCUGAACGUGACCCUGCUGUGUUUUUAAUUUUUAACUUCCUCUUCUUCUUUAACUUGCUUGAAUACUUUUAACUUCAAGUAUUCAGGGGAACACCCCACUGCUUUUUCUUUUGUCUUUUAAUUUUCUCUGUCUGCAAACAGAUGGUUUAUAUUUUCAGGGUGCACCUGCCUUAGAAACUGUAAAUUCAGAGGUAACUUUUGACAAUAAAUAGUAAAUUAUUA